AGAUCCCCUCAGCCACUGCUUAAAGCAUCGCGCAGGUAAAACAAUGAACGUUGGGGUUCUCUGAAGAGAUUUUGGUGAACAGAGAGCUUCAAUUGAAAUAUCUGGAGGUGAGGAAAGCAUCUGAAAAACAGGGUCAGUAUGGGAACAUUCAGGGCAGGAUCAGGAGACAUUAAGCAAUAUUCAAAAGCUCUCCAGGGCAGGGACUGCCAUUGUUCUGCCUCUUGCGUAGGGCUGGACAAGCUGUCAGCACUCCCAUAUCUCUGAGCACUGCUCCUUUAUCCAGGAGGGCAGCACAGAACAAUUCUGUGUCUAGAAAAGAAGACAACAUGUUUCUGACUAGGAAGAGCCAGGAGCAAAGGCAGGAGGCAGAGCCCAGUGCAUGCCAGCUCAAGCCCAUACACGGCGCAGCCAACCAAGAAGACAAGGAGGAAAUGCUGGGAGUUUCCUUCUGCUAGAGUUGCCCACAGGAGUUUGUCCGCCUAUGAGUGGGAGGAGGAAUAGACUGGCUCAUCCAGUGGCCAUGAAGAAAGCCUUCUGAGGGAGUUUCCACAAAACAGGAGGAGGCAAGUCACAGUAUUCCCAGAGUGGGGAAAGCUGGGUUGGUAUGCCGUGUCCUCUGCAAUGAGGGAAAAUGUGGGAAGAUGGCUUGAGAGAGUACCUGGAGCAGUCCAGGAUAUCAAACACUACCCAUGCAGGAACAAGUGACGCUGGACAGCUCCAGCAUAUCUUCAGUUAGAAAAGGCAGUCAAAGCUUGGGACUGAGACUUGUCUUCUGUCCAGGAAAAAGCUGAAGGCCGAGCUUAGUGCCUACUCUAAAACAUAGAGUUCCUGCCAAGAAACAGACUUAAAGGAUGGAGCAGGAAGCGGCGAGGGAGGAGGAAGAGAGAAAAGAAGGCCUGAUCGAAUUCUAUGAUUCCUUCAAGGACAUGUUUGAGUUCUUCUGCAAGAACACCACAAUCCAUGGCACCAUUCGCCUUGUUUGCUCGGGCAGCAACAAGAUGAAGACAGCUUUUUGGACUCUGCUUUUACUCGCCAGCUUCAGCAUGCUGUACUGGCAAUUUGCACUUAUGUUUAGCCAGUACUGGGCCUACCCGGUCGUCUUGACCAUGUCCAUGCAUUCAGAGCCCAAGAUGUUUCCAGCAAUCACUAUCUGCAAUCUGGACCCAUACAGAUUUGAACUGGUUAGUGAACACUUGGUUCAGUUGGAUCGCAUGGCAGAGGAAUCUAUUGCUUUUCUAUACGGCGUCAACACAACAGCCAGCUUGUUCCACAUGAACGAGAAGAACAUCCACGUGAGAGACUUGUCAAGCACAGGCAACCUCAGCAGAUCCAGCUUCAAAUUGAGCCAAAACUUCUCACUACUGAGAACAUCUGAGUUCAACAAUAAGACAGGAAAGAGGCAGUCCCAUGUGGCCUUCAGACUGUGCAAUGCCACAGGUGGGAACUGCUUUUACAAGACCUACUCAUCUGGGAUGGAUGCAAUUCUUGAAUGGUACAGGUUUCACUACAUGAAUAUCAUGUCCCAACUGCCAGUUAUAAUCAAUAUCUCUGAUCAUGAGGAGCAAAUAGAAGAUAUGGUCUACUCCUGCCAGUAUGAUGGGGAGCCCUGCAGGCCCAGUGACUAUGUUCACUUUCACCACCCAGUCUUUGGAAGCUGCUAUACUUUUAACAGCAAGGGAACAGACUCCUUCUGGACAGCAACAAAACCAGGAAUUCCUUAUGGACUUUCCCUUAUCCUGAGAGCAGAGCAGAAGGAUCACAUCCCACUCCUGUCUACAGUAGCAGGUGUGAAAGUGAUGAUACACAACCACAAUCAGACACCAUUCCUUGAGCACGAAGGCUUUGACAUCAGACCAGGCAUUGCAACCACAAUAGGCAUUCAGCAGGAUAAGGUGAAUCGCCUGGGUGGCAAUUAUGGGAAAUGCACGACUGAUGGCAGUGAUGUGAAUGUUAAACUCCUGUACAACAACUCCUACACCCUGCAGGCUUGUCUGCAGUCCUGCUUUCAGCACAUAAUGGUUCGAAAAUGUGGCUGUGGCUAUUACUACUACCCACUGCCUCCCGGUGCUGAGUACUGUAACUACAACAAGCAACCUGCAUGGGGUCACUGCUUUUACCAGCUUUACAACAGACUCAGAAAUCAUCACCUGAAUUGUUUUGACCAGUGCCCCAAGCCUUGCCGGGAAUCACUGUUCAAGGUGUCUGCUGGGACAGCUAAAUGGCCAUCAGCAAAGUCUCAGGACUGGGUCCGCCAAGCUCUAAGGCAUGAGAAUGGAUAUAACUCUACUAGCAACAGGAAGGACAUUGCCAAGGUGACAAUCUUCUACAAGCAGCUCUACUACCAGUCUGUGAACGAGUCUCCUUUACUCUCAGAUAAUUUACUUCUGUCCAGCAUGGGAAGCCAGUGGAGUCUCUGGUUUGGAUCCUCAGUGUUGUCUGUAGUGGAAAUGUUUGAGCUGCUCAUAGAUACACUGGUCUUGUCUCUCCUCUUCUGCUAUCAGAGGGUCAGGUCAAGGAAGACAUUAGAAGUAGCUCAUACUCCAUCCAUCCCUAAUGUGAGCUUGACUCUAGAAAACUACCGUGUUGUGCAAGAAGAAGCUAGAAAGGGGGCUGAUCCUGCUCAUACUCACCCCUCUGGAGUGACUAUUGCCAUGGACAGCAACAGUGACCUGCAUCUUCACCCUCUCCAGUAAGGUGGAAAUGCCAGAGAGCCACCCAGAUGUGGUGCUUAAUGGAUUUAGAUGUAUGAAGGACAGCUCUUUGGAAACAGAGCUAAAUCACUAAGGCUUAUGUACCCAGAGGAGUGGGAGACGUGGAGCUCCCCUAACACUCAGGUGCCAUCAGAAAGGCUGCAAACAGAAAUGUUCUGGAUCCACCAUCUGUGAGCACCUGAACACCACACUGGGAGCUUAGGAAUCCUCCAGCUGCUAUGGGUUCAUUAUUAAACCAUCCCUGUGUCCUGCAUGCGGGCAUCAUGCAAUGUUCUUUUGUUCUUAACGAGUAUCUGGGGAGGGGAGAACUCUACUUCUCCUCUCCGUGCAGUCGUCCUGUCCUCAUAAAAGCCUAUUCAUAGCUUCUAACUUUUAAACCCUUAUGAGGAAAUCAGCCUGUGGCAUUAGACAGGCCCAUCUGCAUUUCACAAAUAUACUCCAGAGAAAAGUCAGCCAGCCUUCUAAUGGAGAGAUUUCCAGUGGAGGCUGAGGAGUGUGUGCUCCUAUCAGCCAGCAGUGCCUUGAGGAUGGCAGAGGAUGCAGUAACAAGCAUGCUCUGAUCACAGCUUUGCCUUCAAGACACCUCUGUCCUUGUCCUACUGCUGUUGCAUUUUGAGCACCAUGCGCAGAAUGCUUUUAGACUGAGCCCAGAUUAUUUCAAUUGAGACUCACUGUCUUAGAGGAGAGGAAUUAGAAGAAAUGGAGUCAAUGACUUUUUUCUGUCACAGAAGAAGCAUCUGAAUUGUUUAGAAGAUUAAAACAAUGCUGCAUUUUUACUGCAGCCAAUUUGUAAACAGAGCUGUUUUUAUGUUAAUAUUUGACAGUAACUUAUGUGUACAUAAAAUAACAUU
Oxyura jamaicensis (ruddy duck) is the source of this 3562-nucleotide messenger RNA. It is a transcript of the gene SCNN1D, whose product is annotated as sodium channel epithelial 1 subunit delta. NCBI's taxonomy places the organism in Eukaryota, Metazoa, Chordata, Aves, Anseriformes, Anatidae. The record is from RefSeq and is a predicted model, not a curated record. Gene Ontology annotation, cellular component: membrane. Gene Ontology annotation, biological process: sodium ion transmembrane transport. The transcript is spliced from 14 exons. Bases 852 to 2693 code for a protein of 613 amino acids. Gene Ontology annotation, molecular function: ligand-gated sodium channel activity.